Molecule: messenger RNA, 843 nt
Organism: Rana temporaria (common frog)
Lineage: Eukaryota; Metazoa; Chordata; Amphibia; Anura; Ranidae
Product: rho-related GTP-binding protein RhoG-like
Exons: 2
Coding region: 168-743 (191 amino acids)
Biological process (GO): regulation of actin cytoskeleton organization; cortical cytoskeleton organization; small GTPase-mediated signal transduction
Cellular component (GO): cytoplasmic vesicle; cytoskeleton; cell cortex
Molecular function (GO): GTP binding; GTPase activity; protein kinase binding
Source: RefSeq, a predicted model, not a curated record
UGGCGGAGUACAAUGCGCGGCGCUCCCACAAUGCAGCGCGUACUACAUCCCCCAGAAUGCAGCGCGGUGGGCGGGACGGAAGUGGAGUUCGGAGCGAUACAGGAAGUGAGAGGAGAUCAGGAAGAGCCGGGAGACGGAGGAGGCUGGGUUGCCGGACUUCAUGAAGAAUGCAGACCAUUAAGUGCGUUGUGGUCGGUGACGGAGCGGUCGGGAAGACCUGCCUCCUGAUCAGUUACACCACCAAUGCCUUCCCGGAGGAGUACAUCCCCACCGUCUUCGACAAUUACAGCGCCCAGAUGACGGUGGACGGGCGAACGGUCAGCCUGAACUUAUGGGACACGGCGGGUCAGGAGGAAUACGACCGCCUGCGCACCUUGUCCUACCCUCAGACCAACGUCUUCAUCAUCUGCUUCUCCAUCGGCAGCCCGUCUUCCCACGCCAACGUCCGACACAAGUGGCACCCGGAGGUGUCCCACCACUGCCCCAACGUUCCCGUCUUACUGGUGGGCACCAAGCGCGAUCUCCGGAACGACGCAGAGACUAUAAAGAAGCUGAAAGAGCAGAGCUUGGCCCCCACCACCCCCCAGCAGGGCUCCUCGCUGGCCAAGCAGAUCGGGGCCGUCAAGUACAUGGAGUGCUCCGCCCUUCACCAGGAAGGGGUGAGGGAAGUGUUCGCCGAGGCCGUCCGCGCCGUUCUAAAUCCCGUGACCAAGAAAGCCCCCAAGAAGUGCGUUCUCUUAUAGGGGUCACCGAUUCCUCAAGAAGUUUUUUUUGGGGGGGGCUUUUUUUUUGGGCGACGCCCCCUUUUAUCCUCAGCUUGCACUAUUGGCUCAUGGUUUGGGU